AUGAAGAUUUUCCUCUUCUUCUUCUCCAUAAUUCAAGCUACAGUAUGCCUGACAAGGUUUACUGUACCUGAAUCCGCCCAGAUUGGUUUUCGAAUAGGAUGGAUAUCUGGGAAACAAGAAGAAUCGGUGGCUCCCAAAUAUUUCGUAGUCUUUCCAGAUGAGCAAACUUCAAAGUUCCUCAAAGUCGACGAACGCUCUGGAGAGAUUUCCACCAUUGCUCAUCUGGAUUAUGAAAAAAGGUCGAAAUUCGAAAUAGUGGCUGUUCGAGUGGAGGAAUCCGGUGAAACCAUUGAUAUUUUGGUCGAGGUGGAUGAUGAGAAUGAUAAUGUGCCAAGUUUUGCGGAUUCCAAUGUUAAGUUCGAAAUUUCGGAAUUCGCUCAACUCGGCACCUCAUUCGCCUUACCCACGGUUUCUGAUGGAGAUGGACCCAAAUUUGAUGUUCAUCGAUUUGUGAUUCUUCAAGGAAAUGUGAAUAAUGUGUUUAAGAUAACUGCUCGAAAAGUCAACGAACAGCUUCAAGCGGAUUUGUUUGUGAAUGGACAAUUGGAUAGGGAAUUUCGGGAUAAAUAUGAGCUGUUGAUUGAAGCCCAGGAUGGUGGAAAACCGGCAAAAACUGGUCAACUCCGAUGCUCUAUAGAAAUCGUGGAUGCUAAUGAUAAUGCUCCAGUGUUCACAAGAAGUCGUUACACGGCUUCAGUCUCCGCCAACGUCUCCAUCGGCUCCAAUAUCAUUACCGUACAAGCCACCGACGCUGACAUUGGAGAAAAUUCCAGAAUCUCCUAUGAAAUCAAGAAGACGUCGUCUCCAUCGAACUCGAAUUUCGCAAUAUCACCAUCUGGAGUCAUCACAACGACUUCUAGUCUUCUUCCAGCUUCCACCCAUGACGUCAUCGUCGUCGCUUCGGACCAUGGAAAUCCGCCGUUGAGUUCAUCGGCAGUGGUGACGAUAAGUGUAAUGGGAAGUACGCUAGCGUCACCCCCAUUGGAUAUUAUCUGGUUGGUCGAGUCGAAUUCCGCUGAAAAUACACUCCAAAAUCACUAUUUUCACCUUUUAAACCCACGAAACCACAUUGAAAAUCAUGGAAAUAUUUUUUCAGCACAUCUCCCAGAGAACACCACAUUAGGCUCAAUUGUCGCUCGUGUGAGCAUUGCUCAGAUGUACCGUGACACGAAGCUCCGCCUGCUGGGAACCAGCAGUCUGUGUCCCCAACAAACCGAUCAAUCUCACGUCUACCUACUUCUGCUAUGUGGAAUUCUGGAUCGAGAGACGACUUCAGAAUACCAUCUGAAGUUUUUACUUGAAAAAGAUGGGCAAAUGAUAAUUGAGCAUCCACAGCUGCUAACGAUUGGAGAUAUCAAUGAUAACGCUCCUCAAUGGCAUAGUUCCCAAAUUCAUAUCUCUUUGAAUCGAACGCAGGGAGGGUCCCGGACUCUGACAGCAAAGGAUCCGGAUUUGGGGCAGAAUGGAUGGAUUCGAUAUUCGGUGCUGGAUACGGACUUGGUUUCUAUUGAUAAGGAGACGGGCAGAAUUUUUGUGCCGAAUACGGUAGGCCAAAUAAACCGAUUAGGGGAAUUACACUUGCGGCGAGUAAGAGGGAUCGAUUGCAACAUUGGAUCCGAAAUCAAGUUCCGAGUUCGCGCCGAGGAUGGUGGCAAUCCUGCACUAUCUACUGAUCUACAGGUGAUUGCCGACCUUCUAGACUCCGAAUCCCGACCUCCACAAUUUGAAAGAGCACUUUGGCAGGUGGAGAUUUCCGAGGACACUCCAGUUGGCACUUGUUUGGUUAAGGUGGGUACUUUUUUAUUUUUUAAAAAGGGGAGGGUCUUCUGGAGUAGGAAAUUGAAUAAUUUUUGA
This is a messenger RNA of Caenorhabditis briggsae, 1854 nucleotides long. NCBI's taxonomy places the organism in Eukaryota, Metazoa, Nematoda, Chromadorea, Rhabditida, Rhabditidae. Gene Ontology annotation, cellular component: plasma membrane. The transcript has 9 exons. Gene Ontology annotation, molecular function: calcium ion binding. The coding region runs from base 1 to 1854 and encodes 617 amino acids. The record is from RefSeq and is a predicted model, not a curated record. Gene Ontology annotation, biological process: homophilic cell-cell adhesion.